Messenger RNA from Spodoptera exigua (beet armyworm), 2775 nucleotides. The record is from the annotation of a GenBank genome assembly. Lineage: Eukaryota; Metazoa; Arthropoda; Insecta; Lepidoptera; Noctuidae.
AUGACGUCCUCCUGUGAGGAGGCAGAAAGGAUGAUAUUCUGCGCGAUGGACCCUAGUAUUCUUGCAGCCAUGGACAAGGAAGCACUUAAAAAGCAGAUCGAAAACAUGAAGUACCAAGCGUCUAUGGAACGCUGGCCGCUUUCAAAAAGCAUUGCAGCGAUGCGGGAGUAUGUUGAAGAGAAUGAGAAAAACGACCCUCUCAUACACGCUCCCGACAAGAAAAAUAACCCUUGGGCCGAAAAAGGGAAGUGCAUCAUUAUGUAAUCACUAAACAUAAGUAAAAAUAUCACCAAAAUUCUAAAGUAUUCAGUUUAAGAUGUUACAAGUCUGGUACAUUCUGGCCGACUAGAUGAUUUCAUUGAAGAUGCAGACGAUGGAGAAGACAUAACUGCCAGACAAUAUAAACAUGUAGUAACCACCAAUUUAGAGGCAAGCGUCGAAGUUACUUUGAUUUCAUUAUUAUUUGUUUACGUAGUUUUGUUCCAAACGAAUCUAGUCCCUUAUAAUUCUAAUGUAAAGAAUGUACACUUAGACUAUGCGCGAGGCAAAGAUGUACUUAUGAAUGUUUUUGUUAAAAAUAAAGUUUUAAAAAUGGUUGUAAAUACGUUAAAUUUUGUAUUUCUAGUAAUAGAAUGUUCGGAAAUGACACUAUCGGUAGAGAUUAUUGGGAAAGUUAAAAUGAAUGAUAAAGAAAUUGUAAUGUGGAAAGUGUAAGCUAAUCUUAAUUGAACGUUGACAACCGAUUAUAAUUUAUUUGAAGUAUAACUGAAUGAGUAUUACCUUGAAAAUUGUUUUAGAGUUUAUAUAAUAUAUUUUGAAAAGAACCCAUGCAGUUCCAUACGAAUAUAAGCAACUUCCUUUUUCAUCUGUUUGUAUGGAUUUGGGAUGGAUUCUAUAUCGAACCAGUCGAAGUGUCUGGAGACACUGAUGCUGGUUUCACGACAGACUUUGCCACAAGUUUAGAAGAUAAAAUAAAAACAAUUAAAUGUGAAGAUUCUCCGAGCUCACGAAUCUUCGUAUUUAAUAAAAUAUAAUGUUAAACUAUAGGGAUAAUUGCAAAUCACAACUUAAUACAUAUUCGCUGAAUCACGGAUUAGAAAUGUUAAAAUAUUGGCAAUAAAGGGAACGUAGAAUGAAUAAAGUUAAACGAUAAAAAAGGUAGAGAAGAUGAAAAAAAAAAUGUAAAUUUAAGAGUAAUGCGACAUAAUCUUGUUUGAAACUUAUUGUUAAGCUGGUUAGGAUACUUUUUUAUGAACACGGUACAUUCUAUGGUACCAUUGAUCUAGUUGCUUCUAGCUAUUAGCUAUCUUCUACUCUCCUGUUCUUAAAUAUAAUCGCUAUUAAGCCAAAUCUCUCAUUAAUUUCCCGCUCUCUAACAUUAUAUAAUUUCACCCCAGCUCAGCUCACCCUCUAAUCAUUAUUUAAACUAAGUAUUUAAACUCCAACUAUCAAGAUACAAUUUAAAUGAUCUAGCACUCAUUUAGCUUAGUAUAAUCCAAAAUUAAACAGACAAAGUUCUUCCUAAUUCAUUGAAAGUUUACUUAUAAAGCGAUACGUAGUUUCCAUAUAAAAUUCUUCUAAAUUCGUAUUCUAAGAUUUCUGCGACUGUCAUCGAAAAUUGUUCGGUCAAAAUUUCGAUUCGAACCUGAACAAUUUUGGAAAGCUAACAGUCCGAGUAGCGCUACUAAUCUUACAUUCCAAUUAAACGGAUUGAAUUAAAUCCUAAUUUUUUGAUUAAAAUAGAAAAAUUUAAACUUACGCACUGUAGAUAAUUAUAGAUUAAAAAAAUAUAUUAAAUCUAACUUUAAACUUAAAAAAAAACUCUUUUAAAAUUUAAACCCACUUCCUCUACCAUAUCUAGACACGGUGUAUGGAAAAUCAUUCUGGCUGUGAAAUGAUUCUUAAUUUAUUUAGAUGAUUCGUCGCUAGUAUGUAGUCCACGAGUAUCGUGCACGACCCGCGACUCAACACCUUCAGUAUCGUCAUUUGGAUUGCUUUCUACGUCGGUCACAGCUUCCCUCUCCGCGUCAUCUUCCACGGAACCUAUGUCAAUUCUUUAUACGUACUAUUUUUCAUCUUUACUGAACAUUUCUGCUCUCCAUAAUAUAUAUCCUUACUUCAUCUCUUCUUCACGAUUAAGUUCAACAAUCCUUUAGACAUAAAAAUAGUUAUAAAAAAUUAGAAUUUUUAGUAAGUAAAGUAGUGUUAGUUAAGUAACGAGAAAAUCAACAGUUGUUUGUUAAUGAGUAUAAUAAAAGAUGCAAUUCAGAGAGUUUAACCUUAGAAUUAUAAUAAUAAAUUGUUUAAAAUUUAAUAUAGUGAACGUUAAGGGAACUUUUAUAAAUGCAGUGGCAAAUUCUGUCUUUAAUGUCUAUGUUAGCAUGAGGGAGAAUUUUCAAGGGAGUACUCUUGUUUAUUGUUUUGUAUUUUUUUUUUUAUUAAUUUUAUUUCCUUAUUGCUCUGUGUUAUUGAACCAAAGAUUUUCGUGGGCCGAGGUCCUGAAAUAAAUGACAAUCAAGCUGCGAACGGUCAUAAUAACAUUUUGAACCGACGUGUUAGUCGUUAAAGCAUCUUAAUAUUUCACUUAAUUAAUUACCUUUGUUUAAUUUAUUAAUAUUAAGAAGUACUAAACUGUAAUUUUUAAUGGAUUUAUCCGUUUAACUAGGUAAGGGUGAUAUUGGAAAUGAUUUUUUUAGAAUCAAUAGUUAUAAGGUAUCGUAUGUUAUUACUAAUUAUGUAAUCAGUAAUCACUGAAAUAAAUGAAAAUCUGUAAUG